AGCACCAAGCCUGAAGCAGGCAAAGCACUUCUGUCCCUCUCUCAGGCCCCACCCAGGCUAGCGUCCCUCCUCCCUGUUAACCCCUUUUGCCUCCUUUCCUGGGCCUGCGGAGGUCACUUGGUCACUCGUGCUGGAGGAAACCCUGUCACCAGCCUCGGGAUGGGCCACUGCCGCAGGAAGGUCCUUUGGGCUCUGGGCUUCCUGCUGCUGCUGGGCGCCAGCUCUGCCCAGGGUACCUGGGAGGCGAUGGUGCCGGCCAGGCUGGCGGAGAAGUCCCGCACUGAAGAGGGUACACCAACAGGUCCCCGGCAGCCCCACGCAGACCGAUGCCCACCACCCCCACGGACACUGCCUCCAGGUGCCUGCCAGGCCACACGAUGCCAGGCCGACUCCGAGUGCCCCCGACACAGGCGCUGCUGCUACAAUGGCUGUGCCUAUGCCUGCCUGGAGGCUGUGCCACCUCCACCAGUUCUAGAUUGGCUGGUACAGCCCAAACCGCGAUGGCUUGGUGGCAAUGGCUGGCUGCUGGAUGGUCCUGAGGAGGUGUUACAAGCAGAGGCAUGCAGCACCACGGAGGAUGGGGCAGAGCCACUACUCUGUCCCUCAGGCUAUGAGUGCCACAUCCUGCGCCCAGGAGACCCAGCCCAGGGUAUACCCAACCAUGGGCAGUGUGUCAAGCAGCGGCCACAAGCAGAAGGGCGGAUCCUGCGACAGAAGCUUCACAGGGAAUACCCAGAAGGUCACUCCAAGAAUGUGGCAGAACCUGGAAAGAGACAACAGAGGCACUUUCAAUAGAGCAAAGACUGGCAGCCUUUGAGGAAUCCUUCCUAUGCUUUCCACAUGCUAAGCCUUGGAAACAGGAAAAGAAUUUGACCCUAGACAUCACACCCAUUUCCACAGAACAGAACUCCAGAGCUCCCAGGGACUCCUAACCCCAGCGUGGUAACUUGGGGGAAGCCCCUGACAAACUCUGAAUGCAACCUUGGUAACACAAGCCUGCAGCUUCUAGGUGACUUUUGCAGAUUUUGCCUGUGGAGGACAUAUAUCCAACCUGAUUGUUCCCAAAAUAAACUGCCCAACACAUAGUAGAAAU
Phodopus roborovskii (desert hamster) is the source of this 1093-nucleotide messenger RNA. It is a transcript of the gene Wfdc1, whose product is annotated as WAP four-disulfide core domain 1. Gene Ontology annotation, biological process: regulation of cell growth. Lineage: Eukaryota; Metazoa; Chordata; Mammalia; Rodentia; Cricetidae. The coding region runs from base 160 to 795 and encodes 211 amino acids. Gene Ontology annotation, cellular component: extracellular region. The record is from RefSeq and is a predicted model, not a curated record. The transcript is spliced from 7 exons. Gene Ontology annotation, molecular function: peptidase inhibitor activity.